Scheffersomyces amazonensis is the source of this 1722-nucleotide messenger RNA. It is a transcript of the gene URA7, whose product is annotated as CTP synthase. Gene Ontology annotation, biological process: CTP biosynthetic process; pyrimidine nucleobase biosynthetic process. The transcript has a single exon. Gene Ontology annotation, molecular function: CTP synthase activity; identical protein binding. Gene Ontology annotation, cellular component: cytoplasm; cytoophidium. The record is from RefSeq and is a predicted model, not a curated record. The coding region runs from base 1 to 1722 and encodes 573 amino acids. Lineage: Eukaryota; Fungi; Ascomycota; Pichiomycetes; Serinales; Debaryomycetaceae.
AUGAAGUACGUUGUUGUUUCUGGUGGUGUUAUUUCUGGUAUUGGUAAAGGGGUAUUAGCCUCAUCUACUGGUUUAUUAUUUAAAACUUUAGGUUUAAGGGUUACUUCAAUUAAAAUUGAUCCUUAUAUGAAUAUUGAUGCUGGAACUAUGUCACCAUUAGAACAUGGUGAAUGUUUUGUUUUAAAUGAUGGUGGUGAAGUUGAUUUAGAUUUAGGUAAUUAUGAAAGAUAUUUAAAUAUUACUUUAACUAGAAAUCAUAACAUUACUACUGGUAAAAUUUAUUCUCAUGUUAUUGAAAAGGAAAGAAAUGGUGAUUAUUUAGGUAAAACUGUUCAAGUUGUUCCUCAUAUUACAAGUGCUAUUCAAGAUUGGAUUGAAAGAGUUGCUAAAAUUCCAGUUGAUGAUACUGGUUUAGAACCAGAAGUUUGUAUUAUAGAAUUAGGUGGUACUGUUGGUGAUAUUGAAAGUGCUCCAUUUGUUGAAGCUUUAAGACAAUUCCAAUUUAGAGUUGGUGUUGAAAAUUUUGCUUUAAUUCAUGUUUCUUUAGUUCCUGUUAUUCAUGGAGAACAAAAGACUAAACCAACUCAAGCUGCUAUUAAAGAUUUAAGAUCUUUAGGUUUAACUCCUGAUAUGAUUGCUUGUAGAUGUCAAGAAGAAUUAGAAGUUGCAACCAUUGAAAAAAUUGGUAUGUUUUGUCAUGUUGGACCAGAACAAGUUAUUGCUGUUCAUGAUGUUAAUUCAACUUAUCAUGUUCCGUUAUUAUUAAUUCAACAAAAAAUUAUGAAAUUCUUAUCUAAGAAAUUACAUAUUGGUGAAAUUAGUCAAGAAGCUUCAGUAAAAGGUGACAAAUUAUUAUCAAAAUGGAAAAAAUUAACUACUGCUCAUGAUAGAUCAUUUGAAACUGUUACUAUUGCUUUAGUUGGUAAAUAUACUCAUUUAAAGGAUUCUUAUUUAUCAGUUAUUAAAGCUUUAGAACAUUCAUCUAUGAGUUGUAAUAGAAGAUUAAAGAUUGAAUGGGUUGAAUCUUCAGAUUUAGAAGAAGAAACUAAAGUUUCUGAUUUAUCUAAAUAUCAUAAAGCUUGGCAUUACGUUUGUCAAGCUGAUGGUAUAUUAGUUCCUGGUGGAUUUGGUAGUAGAGGUAUUGAAGGUAUGAUUGCCGCUGCCAAAUAUGCUAGAGAAAAUGAUGUACCAUAUUUAGGAGUUUGUUUAGGUUUACAAGUUGCCGUUAUCGAAUUUGUUAGAGAUGUUUUAGGAAUUAAAAAUUCUACAUCUCAAGAAUUUGAUAGUGAAAUGCCUGAAGAUAUUGCUUCUGUUGUUUAUAUGCCAGAUGUUGAUCAAGUUAAAUUAGGUGGUACAAUGAGAUUAGGUAUUCAUUCAACUAAAUUUGUUGAAGAUUCUAAAUGGUCAAAAUUAAGACAAUUAUAUGGAGGUUCUGAAUCUGUUUUAGAAAGACAUAGACAUAGAUAUGAAGUUAAUCCAAAAUUAAUUAAAUCUAUUGAAGAAAAAGGUUUAAAUUUUAUUGGUAAAGAUGAAACUGAAGCCAGAAUGGAAAUCAUUGAAUUAAAAGAUCAUAAAUUCUUUGUUGGUACCCAAUAUCAUCCUGAAUAUUUAUCUAAAGUAUUAGAUCCAUCUAGACCAUUCUUAGGUUUAGUUGCUGCUUCUGCUGGUAUAUUAGAUGAUGUUUUAGCUAGAGAAGAUUUAAAUUAUAAGGGAGAAUUUUAA